AUGGCUGAAAACACUCGCAUGAAGAGUAUGGAGAAUGCCAUAGCAGAAAUGCACAAAACUUUACAAAAAUUUAUGGAGGAUUCAGAUCGGCGUCACAAUGAGUAUAUGCAGCAACGCCAUUUGGAUCAUGCUCGCUUGGAAAGGAUUGAGAAUCAGUUGAGUUCUCUUCAUACGACGUCAUCCACUGGUGGAAAGAACUCCACGCCGACACCGGCGACACAACCAUUUCAGGUGCGUAAUAUCAAGCUUGAUUUUCCAAGAUUCGAUGGAUCUGAGGUCUUAAACUGGAUUUUUAAGGCGGAACAAUUUUUUUAUUAUUAUGCCACACCGGACAACCACCGCCUUACCAUUGCCGCCGUGCAUAUGGAGAAGGAUGUUGUUCCCUGGUUUCAAAUGAUUUCCCGAAAUCAGCCGUUUCAGUCAUGGAAUAUGUUUACGCGUGUCCUUGAGAUGGAAUUUGGGCCGUCACCGUAUGAAUCACCCAGACCGGCACUGUUCAAAUUGGCCCAAACCACUACUGUAGCAGAUUAUUACUCUGCUUUCACGGUUUUAGCUAACAGGGCCCAAGGUCUAAGCCCGGAUGCCACACUAGACUGUUUCAUCAGUGGACUCAAAACGGAAAUCAAACGAGACGUCAUUGCUCAGACCCCCACUUCUCUAUCACGUGCCUUUGCCCUUGCCAAACUCUUUGAAGACAAAUACUUCAUACCACCACCUAAACCACCACCGGCGACCACCCAUAAACCUUAUCACUAUCCAACCCAAAACCCUAACCCUCGAAAUGGCCCCCAACCACCACUUCUGCCGUCACCCACACCAAAAGCCACCACCAACCCACCAAAAUCCAACCCAGUUCGCAACAUCACACGCGCCGAAAUGCAAUUGCGCCGCGAAAAAGGUUUAUGCUAUUACUGUGACGACAAGUUCUCUAUCACACAUAAAUGCCCCAAUCGCCAUUAUUUGCUACUUCAGAUUGAUGAUGAUGACGACCCCCCUCAGCCAUCCGAACCUUUUGAUUCACCCACCCCACCUCCCAGCUCUGUUGACGAGUCUGAGCAUCACUUAUCCAUGAACGCGUUAAAUGGUUCUCACGGUGCUGGUACCUUACGAUUUCAGGGCCACGUGCAGGGCAUUAGUAUCAGUGUGUUAUUGGACAGUGGCAGCUCUGACAACUUUAUUCAGCCCCGCAUUGCUCAUUGUCUCAAACUACCCAUUCAAUCCACUGAACAAUUCAAAGUCAUGGUGGGCAAUGGCAAUUCUCUGACUACUUUGGGAUUCAUAGCUGAGCUUCCUGUCAAUAUUCAAGGACAUAUCCUGCAUAUCCCAGUGUAUCUCUUACCUAUCACAGGAGCAGAUUUGGUUCUAGGCGCCCCUUGGUUAAAGACCCUCGGUCCUCACAUAGCGGACUAUAAUGCUUUGUCUAUCAAAUUUUAUGUCAAAGACACUUUUGUGACUCUAUUUGGUGAGAAACACAAAGGUCCAAUCCCUGCUCAGUUCCACCACAUCAAGAGACUUCACAAUACGAAGGCAAUUGAAGCUUCAUUUACUCUGCAGUUCCAAGAAAUACAUCCUGCCACCGGUUUUGAUCCAACAGGGUUACACCCUGACUUGACUGCUAUUCUGCAUAGUUUCCAUGAUGUUUUUGCUGAGCCUCAAGGUCUACCACCUGCCCGAUUUCAUGAUCAUGCUAUUCCAUUGGUUCAAGGCAGCAAUCCGGUCAAGGUAAGGCCCUAUAGAUACCCUCAUAGUCAAAAGUCUCAAAUUGAAUCCAUGGUUUUGGAGAUGUUGAUCCAAGGCAUCAUCCAACCUAGCAAUAGCCCUUUUUCCUCUCCUGUCCUCUUAGUUAAAAAGAAGGAUGGAUCUUGGAGAUUUUGUACGGAUUAUAGGGCUUUAAACACUAUUACUGUGAAAGAUAGUUUUCCUAUCCCUACAGUAGAUGAGCUAUUAGAUGAAUUAUAUGGGGCACAAUACUUUUCCAAUGAAUUAUUUUGUUUACCUUUUACUGUUAUUUGA
Messenger RNA from Lathyrus oleraceus (garden pea), 2013 nucleotides. RefSeq lists its product as uncharacterized. Lineage: Eukaryota; Viridiplantae; Streptophyta; Magnoliopsida; Fabales; Fabaceae. The coding region runs from base 1 to 2013 and encodes 670 amino acids. The record is from RefSeq and is a predicted model, not a curated record. The transcript has a single exon.